Messenger RNA from Rosa rugosa (rugosa rose), 1157 nucleotides. Its product is annotated as 2-oxoglutarate-dependent dioxygenase DAO-like. The transcript has 3 exons. NCBI's taxonomy places the organism in Eukaryota, Viridiplantae, Streptophyta, Magnoliopsida, Rosales, Rosaceae. The coding region runs from base 53 to 952 and encodes 299 amino acids. Gene Ontology annotation, molecular function: indole-3-acetaldehyde oxidase activity; dioxygenase activity. Gene Ontology annotation, biological process: auxin catabolic process. The record is from RefSeq and is a predicted model, not a curated record.
AGUGAGUAUUCAGCCAGAGAAUUAAAGAGAGAGUAUUCAAAGGUGAAGAGAAAUGGCAAAUCCAAUUCCAGUGAUUGAUCUGAGUCAGUUUCCUGCUUCUGGUGAGUACGAUAAGCUUAGGUUAGCAUCAGAGGAAUGGGGUUGCUUCCGGCUCCUCAACCACAAGAUCCCAUUGCCUCUGAUGGCAGAGAUGAAGAUAGUGGUAAGAUCUCUCCUUGAUCUGCCCAUGGAGAUCAAGAAGAACAACACUGAUGUCAUAGCUGGCAGUGGCUACAUGGCACCGAGCAAGGUCAACCCGCUCUAUGAGGCUUUAGGUCUCUAUGACUUGGGCUCAUCUCAGGCUGUGCAGACCUUUUGCUCUCAGUUGCAUGCUUCUUCCUACCAGAGAGAGGUGAUCGAGAAGUAUGCAGGAGCAGUUUAUGAGCAGAUGGUGGAUAUAGGGCAUAAGUUGGCAGAGAGUCUCGGAUUGUGGAGUGAUUUUCUGAAGGGAUGGGCUUGCCAGUUUAGGAUCAACAAAUACAACUUCACUCCUGAAUCCGUUGGAUCUUCCGGUGUUCAAAUACACACAGAUGCGGGAUUUCUGACAAUUCUUCAAGAUGAUGAAAAUGUUGGAGGUCUUGAAGUAAUGGACAAAUCUGGUGCUUUUGUACCAGUUGAUCCUUAUCCAGGCACUCUCAUUGUCAAUCUUGGAGACACGGCUAAGGCAUGGAGCAAUGGGAGGCUGUGCAAUGUCAAGCAUAGAGUUCAAUGCAGGGAAGCCACCAUUCGAGUCUCCAUUGCUUCAUUUCUGUUGGGACCGAAGGAGGAAGCAGUGGAAGCCCCACCAGAAUUUGUUGAUUCGGAUCACCCCCGUCUGUAUGUCCCUGUCACUCACGAAGAGUACAGGAAGCUCAGACUUUCCAAAAACUUGCAUGCCGGUGAAGCUCUUGAACUUCUGCGCAUCAAGUCCUAAAUGGGGCUCUCUGUAGGAAAUGAACAAGAAAUCAGUGAAGCAGGAAAUUUCUUUUCUUUUCUUUUAUUCAAACAUUUAAGCCUAAUCGUUGUCAUUAAGCUUUUGAAAUAUCAAGAGGGUUUCUGUAUACAUGGCAGACUUGUGUGCUACCGUAAACAUAUUUUUACAGACAUGAACAAUUUCCUCUGGUAAAUGGGGGAAUUCU